AACCCAGAGCAUCCCUAGUUUUCCAUUUCCUUCCCCAUCAAUGGAGAUUCACAUCCCAUACUCUGUCCUCUUCGCCAUCUCUUUCUUCUUCAUUGUAAUACUAAAACGAUCAUUAACCUCCAAGAAAUCAAUCAAAACCCUACCUCCAGGGCCAUCCAAAUUACCUAUCAUCGGAAACUUACACCAACUUGUUGGAUCACUACCUCAUCAUGCCAUGAGAGACUUAGCCAACAAGUAUGGAUCCUUUAUUCAUCUUCAACUUGGGGAGCUGUCCCAUGUCGUUGUCUCUUCCCCAGAAAUUGCCAGAGAGAUCAUGAAGACCCACGACACAACCUUCGCUAAUCGGCCUGCUCUUGUUGCCACCACACUCAUAUCCAAUAACACAGACAUAGCCUUUUCUCCUUAUGGAAACUAUUGGAGGCAACUUCGAAAGAUAUGUACUUUGGAGCUUUUGUCUGCCAAGAGGGUCCAAACAUUCAGAACAAUUAGAGAAGAGGAGGUGUCAGCACUUGUGAAGGAUAUAUCUGAACAUGAAGGCUCCGUCAUCAAUCUCAGUGAGAAGCUUUACGAGCUCACGAAUUUUGUGACCGCACAAGCAGCCUUUGGUGCCAAGACCAAGAACGUUGAACAGAUCCUAUUAUUGAUGAAGCGUACCUUAGAGUUGGCAAGUGGUUUCUCAGUUGCUGAUCUCUUCCCUUCGCUGAAAUUCCUUCAAGUGAUCACUGGCAUAAAGGCUAAGAUUAAUGGAGUGAACGAGGAGCUUGAUCUGAUGGUAAGGAAUAUCAUCAACGAUCAUGAAGAAAAGAAGAAUCGCAGUGGUCAUAUUGGUAAAACAGAGGAUCUGGUUGAUGUUCUCCUAAGGAUUCAAAAGGAAAAUAACCUUGAAUUCCCUUUGACUGAUAGGAACAUUAAAGCUAUCAUAGCAGAUGUUUUCCUUGGUGGAACUGAAACAUCAGCAUCAACAGUAGAGUGGUCAAUGUCAGAACUUCUUAGAAAUCCCAACAAAAUGAAAAAGGCACAAGAAGAGGUAAGAAGGCUUUUCGGAAGCAAAGGCUACGUAGAUGAAUCAGAAUUUUGUCACUUGAAAUAUGUAUCUGCAGUCAUAAAAGAAACUCUGAGGCUACACCCUCCUUUGCCACUUUUGCUUCCAAGAGAAAACAGCGAAGGCUGUGAAAUUAAUGGUUAUGAAUUGCCACCUAAGACUAGGGUCAUCAUCAAUGGUUGGGCAAUUGGAAGAAAUCCAAAGUAUUGGCAUGAAGCUGAAAGGUUUGAACCAGAAAGGUUCUUGAAUGCCUCAGUUGAUUACAACUUUAAAGGCACAGAAUUUGAGUACUUGCCAUUUGGUUCUGGAAGGAGGAUAUGUCCUGGAGUCUCAUUUGCUACAGUUCUUGUGGAAAUCAUGCUCUGCAAUUUGCUUUACCACUUUGAUUGGAAGCUUCCUGAUGGAUUAGAGCACGAAAAAUUGGACAUGACUGAGAAUUCUGGCCCUACAGUGAGGAGAAAAAAUGAUCUUUGCUUGAUUCCUAUCACAUAUGACCCUUAAUUUGUCUGCGUUAUAUUAUGUAUGUUUCUGAGUUGAGUCAAGAUAAUAUUGUUUAAUAAUUAUAUAAUUUCAUAUUUUUUGUAGAAUAAAGUUUAUUUAAACGUUUCCUUUCUCUGUUG
Prosopis cineraria is the source of this 1662-nucleotide messenger RNA. Its product is annotated as cytochrome P450 71D10-like. Lineage: Eukaryota; Viridiplantae; Streptophyta; Magnoliopsida; Fabales; Fabaceae. Gene Ontology annotation, molecular function: monooxygenase activity; heme binding; oxidoreductase activity, acting on paired donors, with incorporation or reduction of molecular oxygen. The record is from RefSeq and is a predicted model, not a curated record. The coding region runs from base 41 to 1543 and encodes 500 amino acids. The transcript is spliced from 2 exons.